Messenger RNA from Pyrus x bretschneideri (Chinese white pear), 462 nucleotides. RefSeq names its product probable E3 ubiquitin-protein ligase ARI7. The record is from RefSeq and is a predicted model, not a curated record. Bases 19 to 432 code for a protein of 137 amino acids. NCBI's taxonomy places the organism in Eukaryota, Viridiplantae, Streptophyta, Magnoliopsida, Rosales, Rosaceae. The transcript has 5 exons.
GCUGAGAGAAGAAGAGAAAUGGCAAAAAAUCCUCUGGAGAAAUACACUCAUUAUUAUGAACGUUGGGCAAGCAAUCAGCAGUCGAGGCACAAGGCUCUUGCAGAUUUGAAUCAAAUGCGAACUGUGCAUAUGGAGAAACUUAGUGACAUACAGCGUGAGCCUGAGUCUCAGCUCAAGUUCAUAACCGAUGCCUGGCAGCAGAUUGUUGAAUGUAGGAGAGUUCUAAAAUGGACAUAUGCUUAUGGGUACUACCUGCCAGAGCGUGAGCAAGCGAAGAGGCAGUUUUUUGAGUACUUGCAAGGUGAGGCAGAGUCUGCUUUGGAAAGGCUUCAUCAGUGUGCAGAGAAGGAGCUACUGCAAUUCCUUAGUGCAGAAGGCCCAUCGAAAGAAUUCGUUGAUUUCCAUACAAAGCUAGCUGGACUUACCGGGUAAAUAUUGUGAUGAAAUAUUAGUUGAAAUUCA